Corticium candelabrum is the source of this 2220-nucleotide messenger RNA. RefSeq lists its product as uncharacterized. The record is from RefSeq and is a predicted model, not a curated record. The transcript is spliced from 5 exons. Gene Ontology annotation, biological process: protein phosphorylation. Gene Ontology annotation, molecular function: protein kinase activity; protein binding; ATP binding. Lineage: Eukaryota; Metazoa; Porifera; Homoscleromorpha; Homosclerophorida; Plakinidae. Bases 183 to 2054 code for a protein of 623 amino acids.
AAUUCCUAGAAACUGAAAACGUGUAUAAUACUGUACCUGAUUGCUGUAAUAAAGAUUAAGGGUUACAUAUUAAUUAAUUUUACUAAACAUUAAAUGACGCAUGCGUAGUAGCAUAUUGUUGUUGUUCGACUUCAACAUUCGCCGCUGUGCUAAACAUCUUUCUAGUAAGAGGGUUCCCUCUUAUGGAAGAAAAGUUGGCCGAAGCUGUUGUUAGGGGACAACACGUCAGAGUGCGAGAAAUUCUUCGCAGGACAGCCACCGAUGUCAACUGGCGUAACGAAGAUGGAGAUACACCUCUGAUGGUAGCUUCACGGCUCGGUCAAGGUCCCGUGUGUGUCGAGCUCGUCGAAGCAAACGCGAACUGCAAUCUUACAGAUAAACAUGGCAACACGGCACUGCACAUUGCAGCUCAUCACGGCCACAAAAAUAUUGUCCGUUUGCUUGGUGUUUUCGGAGUCGACGUGACAAUCAAGAACUUGGAAGGCAACACUGCCAGUCAUGUUGCAGCUAUUGCUGGUCACGUGCCUGCUCUUGGAGAGUUGAACAUCAUGGGAUCUGACUGGACGGCGAAGAACAAGGACGGCAGGAACGUUUUGCAACAAGCAAAGCAUAGUGGACACGAGGAUGCUAUCACCUAUGUUACCAAUAUAGUGACAGGAGGUUUUAGUUCAGGGCGACAAGACUAUGGUCAGUAUGCAUGCAGAGUUAGAGAAGACUUAUCAAAGCAAAAGAUUGAUGUUCCGCUAUCGCUCUCGGAUGAACUGGAAAUUUUAACAAGAACAAAGCUGGAGAGAGAUCAAGAGAUUGAACGGCUGAAGCAUGCAAAUGAGGAAACAGUGCAUCAUAUUGAACGGCAAACAGCCGAAAACAGGCAACUGGAGUUAGACAUCGAGCAACAGAGAAAGCUAGAGAAUAAACUGCCAGCAGAAGACCAACAGACAUGGACCAAGAUUACAGAACAGUUCAAGAGGAAAGCAAGUCUGAGAAAAAAGAAGUUUGAUAUGGAAAGAGAAAAGAGAGAACUAAACAUGAUGCGUGACGACUACCGCUCUCAGUUGACUGCUUUGACAGAGAAAGUCGUGGUACUAAGAAACGAGUGUACGAACCAGUUGCAACGUUUCGAGUCCUCCGAACAGCUGUUGAACAACUCAGAGUUGGCAGCUAUAGAGUUACGGACAAGACACAUCGAAGUAGAAGCGAUAACAGUCAUAAAGCAAGAUAGUGUGGAAUUCACAGACAGGAAACUUGUUCGCGGUUCCUUUGGAGAUGCGUGUAUUGGCUUAUGGUGUAAGAGUUUGGCGGAAGUCAAAACGUUUCCGUAUCCGUGGAUGAGCAGUAAACAAAAUUUGGAAUUGUUUGAACAUGAGGCCGCGUACUGCUCUCGUAUCGUUCAUCCUCACGUUGCUGUAUUUCACGGCAUCUUGAAAAACGAAGACGUCGUGGUUGGUCUAUUGACAGAAUUAUUGCAAGGCUCUUUGCUGGAUGUCAUCCAUUCUGCUUGUAGCAGCGGCCGAUAUCUAACGCUGAAGGAACGAGUGGACUUGUCACGUGAUUGUCUCAGCGGUCUUUGUUUUCUACACCGACCAGUUCGGCUGUAUGUACACACGGACAUUCAACCAAGUACCAUCUUUGUUUCUACUCUGAUGCAAGCGAAGAUCGGGGAGUUGGGUAUGGCAUGUUUCAGCAAAGGCCUGCCAUCUCUUGCUGACUAUCGGUCACAAUACACAGCCCCAGAAACGGUGGAAAACCGAGCCUUCACUGAGCACUCGGACGUUUUCAGUAUGGGAGUCACUCUAUGUGAACUGUUUACUGGAAAACAAGUGAACGAUGAUAUACAUGCUGUAAUGGCGUCAAUAGACCAUACUGACUUGCGAUCUAUUUGUGAGCAAAUGGUGUGUGUAUAUCCGUCGGAGAGAAUUCCGGGCACGGAUGCCAUCAAAGUGGUGAGUCGUGUUGCUCUGACGGCUGAAUACUAUGAAUGUCCACAGAGGAGAUUGGUGAAAGGUGUGCUGGAGGGAAGUCGGGAAUUAACUCUGAUUGACAACUCAUUCUAAUAUACCAUUGCUAUAAUUACAUACGUCGAUCGGUACGUGGGCUUGUGUGAAUACAGCGAAAUUGUAUUUUUGUAUUCUUAUAUUGUAUUUUAUAAAAAAUAUUUUCACUUAGUCAUAUUUUUUGAAAAUAUUUUUGAGACUACAUCAUGGGGCCAAUUGGACAUAC